AUGUCGGGAGGACACCAACGUGGAGAAGUUCGUCGUUUCCGCGCCCGUGGCGGCGGCCAUCGACAUAGAGCUCAAGGAGUUCCCAACGGCGAUGACGCCGAAGCUGAUGGAGACGAAGAUGAUUGGUGGCAAGGGAACGAUGGACUCCAAGAAGAACCAGCAGGUUUGGAAGAGCCGCAGACUGGUGAUGCGACGAGGAACAGCUACUUCACAACGAACGAUGCUGCCUCAUCGACAUCGCCUGGACUGAGUGGUGAUCAGGCCGUGACGGCCAACAAUGCAGCGCAAGGGCAUCUCGAAGCGACUGGCCCGACAACAAUGUCCGCUGCAGCACCGAGCUUUCCAGACCCUGCUGCCAAUCAUAUGAGCCCAAUGCAGAAUGCUUGGACAAGCUAUGGAGCUAUGCCUUGGGAGGUACCGACAACUGGAUGCCCGGGACAAGGUCUACAAGGUGCUCUACCACAUCCUUAUGCAGCUCCACUUCAUGGAGGACUAUACCUCAACAUGGUGGACUACCACUUCAAGCUGGUGGCAUGCCGAGCGCCUUUGGAGCUCACUACGGGGUGCCUUGUGGAGCGCCGGCAUUCUACGGAAUGGGAAUGCCUGGAUGCCUUGGUUGUGGCGCACCGCAAUUGCAUCCUGGGACUAUGUCCCCAACAAGCACCAUCUCAUGCAGUACCUCAACACGGUCCUUCUGCAGUACCUGUACAAGAACCUGGCAAUGCUGGUGGCUCGCAAUCCCAGAGCAACUCUCCGAAGGCUCAUGGAGUUCAAGCUGAACCAGAUGACCCCUGGAGCCGGUACAAGUCUCAACAAGAACCUCAAGGACGACCGGCGGCUGUGGAGACGGCGCAGCAAUUCAGUGCAGCCUUGCGAGAAGAGAGGCCUGGUUUUGCGGCCAAGUCGGUGAGCUCAGCCUUUGAGGCCAUGGGGAAGGCUGUGCCGACUACUCCAGCUGCUCCAUCGACCGUCACCAAUGAGCUGUUGCUGAGCAAGUUGGUCGAGGCAGUCAGUGGAGAGAGGAAGACAGCGAUCCCUUCCUGGGAUGGAUCUCCUGGUGGCCUACGUUCUUGGCUGAAGGCACUUUCCUUCUGGGAGUCCGACAACGGCACCAACAAAGCCAAGUGGGGCAUCAAGCUAUAUCAAAAUCUAUCAGGAGAAGCCAAGAAGAUCGCCGACACCAUCUCCCCGGACGUGCUCCUCACCGAGAAGGGCUAUGGAGCUGUCUUGACAGCCUUGUUGACCAAGUACGAGCCCUACCUCGAAGCAGCUGGUCCGGUGUCAGUGGAUACAUUUUUGUAUUCAGGCAAACGCCAGUCGAAGACGUUUACGUCCUUUCUGGCGAGGAAAGAGGUGCAGAAGCAGGAGAUGGAGACGCAGUUGGGUGCCCAUCUACAUCCACUCAUUGCAGGGCGGAUCCUCCUGAAGCAGGCAAGUCUUUCAGAACAUCAACGACAAGUUCUUGCCUUGAAGACCAACGUCCUCAUGGAGUACGACGAGGUGGUCCGUACUCUUCGGCCUUUGGAUCGGUUGGAUACCCUGGCUCGCGCUGGAGCGAUUUCUGGAGCGGGUGGCACCAACCGCACCUACCUACAAGCUGGAGAAGAUGAAGCCGAAGGUGGCGACUAUGAGGAGGACUUCGAGGAGGAGACAGAGGCUUCGAACUCCGAGGAGGACGAAGACUUCCUGCAGUUCGAGGACAAGGAGUACGAUGAAGCCGAAGCCAUCUACGUCCAAGCAUACAACGAUGUGAGAAAGGAUCUCCGUUCCAGGAGAAAGGAAAGAGGCUUCGUGAAACAUGGUCGAAAGGCCAAUGGUGGAAGCCCACGAAAAGGGCGUGGCAAGGGCCGCAAAGGCGAUCGCAAAAGAUCCCCGACGAAGCAGAAGAAGGAUGAGUUCAUCCGUGGCACCGAAGGUGAACUUCUGGCUCGAACGAGAUGUUUCUCAUGCCAGGAGCUGGGCCACGUCAGUCGGAACUGCCCUAACAAGGCAGCUGCUUCGUCGCCGAGCCCAAAGAAGACGUUCGUGGCGGUGACCCCUUCAGGCCAAAGCACAACCACCAGCUAUGCAAUGUUUCGACAAGACAUGGGAGUGAACUACCCACCCAAGCUGGAGACUUUGGUUAGAGCCACCUAUGCCGGAGUGACUGUGAGAGGUUUUGAAGCUGUUUUGGAUACCGCAGCUGAGCAGUGUCUGAUUGGUAGCACUGCUAUGCACAACUUGAAGGAGGAGCUGAAGCUCUUGAAGCUGCGACCCAUUCCAGUUCGACAACAAGCUACUCCGUGUGCAGGCAUCGGUGGACGAGCCCAGCUGGCAGGCGUUGUGGAUGUGCCUACAUGUGUGGCUGGCCUUUUGGGCGUUGUCAGGUUCACCAUCAUCGAGGACAGCGCCACCUUUGUCACCCCGCCACUUUUGGGAGUGUCCUAUCUGGAAGCUGUGGGUGCUGUCAUCGACUUGCAGUCUGACACCUACAACACCCCUGAUGGACAUUCCACCGCAAUGAGGCGUCUUCCUUCUGGACAUCGAGCAGUACAUCUUUUGGAUUUUGGCGUGACGCCCUGGAAGCUUCCACAACAACAUCAAGUCAAUGGACACGACCCCUUUCGAAUUCCAGUUCCACGUUCCUCGCACUACUUUUCGGGGGGCAAUGGAGACGCUGGGUUUGGCGACACCAUGGUUUCCUGUGAAGCUGACGCUGGGUGGCCGAUGGAUGAGGCGUUUUUCGCGGCCUAUGUGGAGUCGAAGGUUUUGCCUCUGGACACCACUGCAACCCCUGCAACCUCAGCUGGUGUCACCAACCGUGAAGAGCGAUCUCGCUCUCCCAGCAGAGCCCAUGCUUCGGAACGAAGUGCAACGGUGGCCUACACCGAAGGAACGACGGAGACGUCUGAGAGAAGGGCGGAAAGAGAGCCAAUGGAAGAGCCAUCACAAGCAGCUACUUCGGAUGGUGGCGAUCUACCUCCUGAAGAUCCACAUCAAGCUGGUCUACAUCAUGAAGAAGGUCUACAAGCAGAACCGUCUGGUGGAGAAGAACUUCUUGCAGAAGAGCCUCAACCCGACGAUCAACCAGCUCUUGAAGGAGAUGGACAUCCUCUGGAUCGAUCGAGAUUGCCGACCAUCUUGCCUGUGAUCCGGGAGAACGCAGAAUCAGAAGUUCGUGGUGAAGGAGACGGCACUGAUUCCCCGGUCACGGAUCCUUCAAUCUCCCCGAGUCAGACUACGGAUGACUUGACAGUCACAUCUUACCUUGGCCAGAACUUGGACCCCAACAAGGUGAUUGACGUCUUUGUGGAGAUGAAGGACAGCAGCAAGCUGCACCUGGCUCGCUAUGAAGGAUGGCGCUUCAAGCUCUUCGACCCCUUCGACAUCCCUCAAGCUCGACGACUACAACUGACAGACCGAAGGCAGGUUGUGGCGAGGUUCCCACAUGAGGAGACGAGGGUGCUGAUUGACAAGUGGCCUGUGAACAUCAACCGCUUCUUGGAGCACCCUUGGCAUGGAACCGUGACCUCUUUCGAGUCUCGUGGACCUCCACAGCCAUUCAAUGCCUUUGGGAUCGUGCCGAAAAGAGGAUCUCGACCUCCACCCCGAGAUCCACAACCACCUCAAGAUCCACCUCCUGGUUGGUCUGGCCCAUCAUCUUCGAGCACUGGAGACACCAGCCUUGGACCUACGGCUGCUGACUUUCGCCAGAGAUCUGGCGGAUCUUCUGAAGCUGUGCAAGCAAAAGUUAUGCGGCAGCCGGCUGAGUUCUCGCUCGAUUGCACCGAUGAUGAUGGACGAUGGAAUGAGAUCAUUGAGAUGAAGAAGACCAGCGCAGCGGCCAGCAGCCUUCAAGCCUCGGUCUAUGCCAUGGUGGCCCAGGAGGACAAGGAGGACGAGCCCAAGAAGAAGAUGGGAAGCCGCAAGUGCUGUGCGGCAUGGUCGCGCGUCGUGAUGGCGCUGCUGCUGCUCCUGCAGACCACGCGACAGCAGAUGGUCUUGGACUACUUGCAGAAGAAGGGAGCCGAGCAGGACGACCUGGAGCCCGAGAACGUUGGGGAAAAGAAGAAGAAGAAGUCGACCCUGGCGAAGCCCAAGGUGACGAAGACGGAAUGGAUUCCGCAGGGAAUCGGACAGCCCCUGAGGCGCUCCACAACUCAGAAGUACUGGGACAAGGAACCAGAGGAUUGCAACCACCCGGCCGAGUUUCUACGUUGCCGUGCAAAUCGAGGCCAACGGUGGUGGACAUGCCUGACAUGCGGAUCUCGAUGGGAACGACUGGAAGGAGAUCCGACGGCGUCGUCUACGACAACACUGGUUCCAGAGACACCGGAGUCCGAGAAGCUCAUGACCAAGACCGGUGCCUACCCACAGUACCUGCCAGCUCCCAAGUCCAAGCCAGAGCAGGGAGCAGUGAAGUUGAAGGUGGACCGCAUGGGGAUGAUCUCAACCGCCUCUGGGGUAGCUGGAUUCAGUCAAGGAACGAGUGGUGGAAGGACUUCGAGCUUAUCAGAUGCCGAAAAGGAUCCCAACCUUCCACCUGGAUCCCGAGAACCGCGAUGCUCAGGAGCUGGUGGUGGUAGCACCAUCCGAGGAGGUCUACAUGGUCGGGAGCGACGACGAGCAGACGGUUCAGGCCUCCAGCGCUCUGGACGCAUCCUAGCGGACAAGUCUCAGCUGGGUGGACGCAACGGCAAGGCAUUGGCUUCUUUGGUGGCCUCACGUUUCUCCAAGUUCAUGGUCUUUUUGUGCAUGAACUGCUGCCUGCCUCCGUCCGCCGUGUCAGCUUUUGGAACCCCUGAUCUCGUGGCGAUGCACCACGGGAAUGAAUUCAAGAUUCAGCAUGGUUUCACUGAGCCUGAGUUCGACCAGCAGGCUGAAGAUUUUGUCGGCUGUUACAUUUACGGCCAGAUGAGUCGACAUUUUGUCAACUCGAGUGCAGAUGGCUUUGGAAAGGUUCGAUCUUUGAGCAAGGAGAAUCAGAAGUGGCUCACCAAGAACUUGAAGAGCCAGCCUACGAUUGUGGAAGUCUAUUCUCCUCCCAGAGUCACCGAGAAGGCGAAGCAGUAUGGUUUUACUCCAGGCGGAGCUCUGGAUUUGACAACUGGCUGGGACUUCCGGAAGAAGUCACAUCAACAAGCUGCUCUUCGCCUCAUCCGAGAUCUACAACCAGUGUUGGUGAUUUUGUCUCCUCCCUGCACAACCUUCUCUCCAUUGAGAUUCCUGAGCAAUCACAAGAGGAAUCCAGAAGUUGUUGCAGAAGAAGAAGAUGAAGGAUACCACGCUAAGCAUCAACCGCUGCUUUCCGGCGAGGCCAAGCAUGCAGCGAAGUACACCCCGGCCUUCGUCGAUGCAAUCCUUCGAGGACUACGACGGCAUGUACAAGCUUGGGUGAAAUCCAACAAUCCUGCAGCCGACUAUUGGGAGAUCACAGACAACAUGGUCACCCGGCAUCAUCGAGUUCCUCGACGAGCGCUCUUUGUGCCCACUGGUGUUGCAGGGACUACAUCCUUUCCUGUCCAAGAGUCAAUUUUACUUCCCAAUGACUGGAAGGCCGUGGCCAACUACAUCGUCCAAGCUGCAGCUCAUCCAAUUCAUCACUACAUCACUGAGGAGACCGCCGUGCAGGUGGAAUGGAGUGCGUUUCCAUCCCACAAAACUUUGGGAGGCGCGCCAUCGUCUUCAGCAGUUGGCACGUCGGGCCCCUCUACGUUCAAUCGUUUUUCUGGCCAAGAGGACGAGGACGUCGAUGCCGAGAUGAUGGGUGAGGACUUGGACAUCCCGGCCAAUCCAGAAGAACCAGAAGAAACCUCUGAGACAAAGGUGAAACAUGCCUUACGACCUCUACAACUCUCCAAGCCGGCCACUGACAACGUCCUACACCCUGAGGUGAGACGGGAGUUGUUCAAGAUCCACCGCAACUUGGGACAUCCUUCACUGCAACUCUUUGUGAGAGCCCUCAAGCAUGCUGGAGUCAAGCCCGAGAUCCUGCAGUGGGUCAAAGAUCACUUCCAUUGUCCUUUGUGCGAACGGCGGCAACGUCCUUCACUACAUCGACCUGGCCGUCUACACAAGGCAAUGGGCUUCAAUGAAGUGGUUGGAGUGGACCUGAUGCAGAUCAAUGUGGAGGGCAUCGGCGAGUACCUGCUCUUGAACUGCCUGUGCUGGGGCACGGACAUGCAGAUUGUCGAGCCGAUCGCCGACAAGCAGGCCGAUACGGUCUACCGAGCCUUUGCAAAGGAGUGGAUGGCUCACUAUGGACCACCAGCAUUGGUGGUGGCAGAUCAGGGCCGAGAGUUCGUUGGCAAUGGCUUCACCGACCCACUUGGUCAUCUUGGAGUACCAGUUCACUUUAUCAACGAGGUGAAGGCAGCAAUCUCUGAGGUCACUGUAGCUCACAACCGCUACUACAACCGCUCUGGAUUCACCCCAUAUCAAAGGGCAUUUGGAACCUUGCCUCGGAUGCCGGCCUCACUACUUUCGGACGACGCCAUCGACAAGCACCUUAUCCUGGAUGCCGCUGGUGAUCCAAUGAAGCGUGCAUGGAAAAUUCGGGAGGAGGCAACCAAAGCCUGGCUGCGGUGGCAAGAUGAUGAGUCCGUGAGGAGGGCAGUUUCUACCCGGACACGGACGGCCGACAACAAGUCCUUUGACGUUGGGGAGCUCGUCUACAUUUGGAGGAGUGUCCCAGGCUACAAAGGUUGGACUGGUCCUGGAACUAUCGUUGCCCAGAAGGAUGACACCGUGUGGGUGAGCAUGCGUGGCUACUUGAUCAAGGCCUCCAAAGGCCAGACUCGCAAGGCCACCUCUGAGGAAAGUCUUGGAGCAGAAGUGGUUCGACAUCUCUCUGCUCAGAUGUUAGAUUUGGAAUCCAAUGCGGUGAAGUUUUACCGAGAUGUUGAAGGGGAAGGAGCACCAGAAGGCAUCGGGAAUGGCGAGGACGACGGAUACUCACCUUCACACCAGAGGAGGAAGAGCCGUUUUCUGGUGGAGGUUCAACAGCCCAUGGAUGGCGUGAUCAUGGACAACCAGUCCGAACGGAGCACGGUUGAACCUGCAGUGACUCCAACCCUCACUGAGGACACCUCCCAAGCUCGCAGCAGAAGCACCAGUCAAACCCUUCCAGACCGACGACUGAGUGGUGUGCGAGUUGACGAAGGUUCUGGUGGUACUUUGGGGUUUGGCCCGAUUCGAGAUGGACCUCCAGUGGCAACACCGGCAAUGCCCUAUCCGAGUCCACCUCAAGGACUUCCUUCGUGGCCAAGACCUACACACAGCCUCUACUUCGAAGUGUCUUCAGAUCCUGCAGCCGCUACACCAAGGUGGACUUUGGAUCGCCCAACGGGAAAGUACACUAUGAAUCCACCUACAACUUCCAAAUUCAACAUCAGUGAAGCAGGAGCCGUCUACAACUACAGCGACAAGUGCAUGUACCUGACCAAGACCAAGGCAAAGACAUCGCCUGGGCAGGUGGAGUUCAGGAAGCUGUCGGAGAAACACAAGAACAUCUUCCGACAAGCCAGAGCCAAGGAAGUCAAAUCCCUGUUGGACUCUGGAGCCAUUAAGAUCCUGUCCUUGGCGGAGUCGAAGCAGUUUCUUCGAGAACAUCCCAACCACGUGCUGACCUCGUGCUACGUGGACCGCUGGAAGCCUACAGAUGCUUUUGGAGUUCUACCUGAAGAAUAUGGUCAUGAAGGUUUCCAGCCAGAGAGGCCAACGACGAGAGUGCAGAAGCUGGCGUGCCGUAUGCCCACGGACGAACAGUUUCAGGGCUACCACAUGGACCAGCUCAUCCUGCUCCUCACGGAGGUCUAUGGCUUGGUGUCAGGCCCAGCUUGGUGGAGAAGGUCUUUGUUGGAAAUCCUUGUCAAGGAGCUGGGUUACCGGGUCAACGUCUACGACCGGUGUGUUCUCACCUUGGAUGGCGACUUGGACCCUAAAAACCCCGACAAGGAGGUGCCGACCUUGGGCUACAUCGUGCUGGAAGUGGACGACUUGCUUGAGUCUGGUGGUCCUGCACAUCGAGCUCGCAUGGACAAGUUGGAGGGCCGUUUGAAAUUUGGGAAGGUUGUGAACCUUAUGGAAAGCGAGGGUGGAUCCGGCUAUGCAGGCCGACGCAUCAAACAACACCCCGACUUUUCCUUCACCUACAGCAUGGAUGACUACGUAACCAACAGGUUGCAACCAGUCAAAGUUCAUCGACGCAUCCUGAAGAAGAACGCGGCCGAGACUCUGCUGAACGAGGACGAGAUCUCUCAGCUACGGGGAACGAUUGCCGCGAUCAACUGGUCAGCAAGAGAGGGCAGGCCAGAUGGAUCAGCCAGUGCAUCGAUACUUUCUGGGUGCUUCCCCGAGCCAAACAUGAAGCACCUGCUGGACUGCAACCAGGUGGUGGAGCUGCUGAAGGGUCAGAAGAUCACCAUCAAGAUCCACCACAUCCCGGAGAAGGACAUCCGCCACGAUCGAAUCACCACACCAGCUCUCAAUCGUGGUGAAGAAGCCCCCGUGAGUUUGAUUUCCUGGAGGAGCAAGAAGAUUCGAAGGAAGGCUGGCAGUACGACCUUGUGCGAAAGCAUCUCUUUGUCGACUGCACUUGCAGCCAUGGAAAAGCAGGUGGCGACCUUCACCAGUUUUAGAUUCUCACGAUUUGAUCCAAGGAGUUUGGCCAGAGACAUCGAAGUGGAGAUGGGGCUACGUGGGCCACCAACGGUCAUUGCCGCAGAGGACCCGAAGUUUGUGGACCCCGAGACCAUCGCGAUCAUCGACGCCAAGAGUGUCUUCGAUUCCACAUCGAGUGCCGAACGCCAAUUUCAGGGCGAGGACGACAGAGCUGCGCUGGAGGCUGCCAUUAUCCAGGAGAGCUUGGCGAACCUCCGUGCCCGUUUGAGGUGGAUUCCCCACAAUGUGAAUCCAUCGGAUGGCUUGACAAAGCUGCCUCAACAGGCACACAUGCAGCCGCUCUACGACCUCCUGAAGCGCCACUCCAUGAAGAUCCAACGUGAAGAAGUUGAACUUGCAGCUGGACGACAGGGAGACAAACGUCUCAAAGUACAACGGCAGGGCUGCAGCGCUUUGCGUGCCAUCGCUUUGUCGCCCAGCAGCGGCUUGAGCGUUUGUCUCGAGGCAGAUGGCGCCAAGAUGUUGGUCGCAGUGAUGAGGCAACACCUCAGGGAUGUGGAUGUCUGCAGAACGGCUGCAACCUCCCUGGCGACCAUGGUCAACAAGAGCCAGGGUAGCCCCGUGGAGAUGUCCCGGCUGCGUAGCUGUGGAGCUCAAGCGCUGCUGCAGGACAUCUUGGUUCAUCACUGCAACGACGUGCAGCGACCUGGUUCCAGCUGUGGUAUCUUCGAUGGUGACACCUUUACCAUUCCCGUGACGGUGCCAAAGAUCUUUGUACCGCCCUGUGGUCAUGCCAUCCACACCACUUGCCUAGGUCGAGAGAUCAUCCCUGGCAACAGCGAAUGCCGUGGUCAUUGUCGCCAGUGUCGCGUAGCAAACGCUUGGACUGGAAUUGAUGUUGAUCCUAUGGUCAAUGCCUUCUGCUUGUUAUUUGGCCCCUACGUCGACAAACGCACACAGGAAAUGUGCGAAGCCAAUGAGCUGUCGAUCACGGCCAUCAAAAGCAUCGCAGAGAUCUGCACCAACUUUUCCCUGGAACUGGCUGGGUUGGUCAGCGCCUCCUCUGCUUGGCUUCUGCUCCUGAAGCGCCACGACUUCGCCGAGCCGCACAUGGUGAACCUUGUUGGCGAGGAAGUGCUCAGGUACCUCACCCUGCCAGAAGGAGAGGAUAUGGAGGUGCCCACUUUGGUGCCUGCUUUGCCGUGCGAAGUGAUGAGCAAUGAAUUUUUGCCCGAAGUGCCAGACAGUGGUGAGGAGCAGCUUCUGAGUCCUGGAGAUUUGCCACCGGAGUCAGAGUCCAGCUUCGGAGAUGAAGAGGAGCCAAACAGUCACGACUGUCACGACCCGAGUGCGGUGAUGCUGAACCAACUGGUGGAAGGCUGUGGUGGAGGAGAUCGCUCCAUGUGCGGUUUGCUUCCGAUGCCGGAGUGAUUCACGGGUUCAAGAGGUUGCCAUAGCAAGAAC
Messenger RNA from Cladocopium goreaui, 10065 nucleotides. NCBI's taxonomy places the organism in Eukaryota, Dinophyceae, Suessiales, Symbiodiniaceae. The record is from the annotation of a GenBank genome assembly.